Molecule: messenger RNA, 1968 nt
Organism: Ceratosolen solmsi marchali
Lineage: Eukaryota; Metazoa; Arthropoda; Insecta; Hymenoptera; Agaonidae
Product: cytochrome b5 reductase 4
Exons: 11
Coding region: 162-1910 (582 amino acids)
Biological process (GO): superoxide metabolic process
Cellular component (GO): endoplasmic reticulum; cytoplasm
Molecular function (GO): cytochrome-b5 reductase activity, acting on NAD(P)H; heme binding
Source: RefSeq, a predicted model, not a curated record
UAUGCAAUAAAUACCUAAAUUUCUAUUGUGCAUAGGAAAUAAAGGAAACAAAUUUUAUUAAAAGAAACUUUAGUUAAUAAGUUCAUGCUGCCCUUGAUUAGACAAUUUUAAGAUUUUUAUAUGAUCGAAUCAAAUAGUUGAAUAAAGGACAUAUAUUUGCCAUGGAGAGUGGUCAAAACUCUCAACAAGAUAGCAUCGAGGCAUCUCUUUUUCAAUGUUUAAAUAAAGUCGACGAUAAACCAACCAAUGUAGGUGCAACUACAACACUUACAACGUUGGAAUUUCGAGAUAGAAUAAAAAAUCUAAACACAAAGUCAUCAAAUUCAUCAGCUGUAAAUCUUUUGGCGACAAAUACAUUACUCUUACCUAGUGAAAUAAUACAUGCAAAGUUACAAGAUACAGUUUUAAUUCAAGCGCCUUCGACAAGCUCUUCUGCUUCUUCUACGGAAAUUCCACGGAAUAAAAUAGCCCUAGCUCGUGGUCACAGCCUAAUGGAUUGGAUGCGAUUAGGGGCAUCUGGCCAAGAUCUUUCAGGAGUGGGUAGUCAGUUUCUUGUAGUUACACCCUCUGAAUUGGCUAAACAUAAUAAACAGAAUGAUGCAUGGAUUGCAAUACGAGGUAUAGUUUUUAAUAUAUCAUUGUAUAUGGAUUUUCAUCCUGGUGGUAUAUCUGAAUUAAUGAAAGGUGCAGGGAAAGAUUCCACUAAGUUAUUUGAAGAAAUACACGCUUGGGUAAAUUAUCAGAGUAUACUCCAAAAGUGCAUUAUUGGUAGACUACAGAAUUCCAUAAAUACAGAAUAUAAUUUUGAAAAAAAUAUAAAUAAUUCUGUAAAUCAAGAAAAUAUUGAAUGCAUAGAUGAUUUGCCCAUUAUUAAAAUGUAUUAUACCCAGACUGCGAGUAGUAUAUCUCUUUUUUAUACAAUACCAUCUAAUAAUCCACUAGAUGAAGUUCAUAUUAAAAAAUUAGAGAACUCAGAAUUGGCAUUACACAUUUAUUAUGCAAAAACUCAAAAUAUAUCGUACAAUGUGAAACUUGCCAAGGAUGUAGAGUGGCCACCUACAUUUCAAGAACGUAGUGAAAUUUCAGAGGAAAUUGUAUUUAAGAAGAAAGAUAAAGGUAUUUGGAAAAUGCAAGACAUAUCUAUAAUAUCUAAUGAAAAGAGGAACUUGUCAACGCGAAUGUAUAAUAAAUAUGAAGUGCUAGAAAAUACAUUACUUUGCAAAAUAAUUCAUCUUUUAAUUUUACGUGCCCAGAAUUAUAUUCAAGUAAUUCCACCUGGCAGGCAUGUCGAAGUUAAACUGAAUAUUAUGGGUACUGAAGUUUCACGUUUAUAUACACCAGUACCACGCUACCUACACUCUGACGUACGUCUUGCUUCCAAUAAUUGUGACGAUUAUAUUUGUCUUAUAGUAAAGCAUUACAAGAGUGGAAAAAUGACACCAAAUCUCACGUCAUUACAGCCUGGGCAAGUUCUUGAACUCAGUAAUACGCUCGGUAAUUUUUAUCUGGAAGCAUAUGAUCAGUAUACAACAAUACAUUUGCUUGCCGCUGGCACAGGAUUAACAACUAUGUUAUCUAUUAUUAAGCGAACUCUAUCCAAACGUAAUACACCAUAUAUGAAUUUAAUUAUUUUCAAUACCAAUGAAGGAAAUAUUUUUUACGCUGAGCAACUAGAUCAUAUUUCUGAGAAAUACAAAUUAAGAGUAACGCACGUAUUAUCAGCAGCAAGCAGUACAUGGAAAGGAAGAAGUGGUAUUAUAUCUAAUGAAUUAUUGAAUGACUUAAUAGGCAAGCAUUCAAACAAAGCCUGCGUGUUUACUUGUGGUCCAAUAGGUUUCAUGAAAAUUACAAAAGAAUUGUUAAGGAACCUCGGUUGGCAGUCAUCUCAAGUUCACGAAUUCAAUGGCUAAGUAAUAUUUUGCAAAAAUAUGGGACUAGUAAUAAAGAUAAAAACAUUUUUAUAUUAUA